This is a messenger RNA of Coffea arabica (coffee), 1926 nucleotides long. The record is from RefSeq and is a predicted model, not a curated record. NCBI's taxonomy places the organism in Eukaryota, Viridiplantae, Streptophyta, Magnoliopsida, Gentianales, Rubiaceae.
AUGUGGGGAUUUCGCUCAUCAACAUUAGCAAACAUUUUUCUCCUACUCUUAGUUGCCAUGAGCUUUUCAGUAAACCAUGUUUCAGCUGCAAAACAAUUUCAAAAUAAGAUCGAUCGACUUGCUCUGCUUGAAUUCAAGAAGCAAAUAUAUGAUCACUCAUUUGGAGUGCUGAAUUCCUGGAACCAUUCACAACACCAUUGCCAGUGGGAAGGAGUCACCUGCAGUACUCGACAUCAGAGGGUCAUAGCCUUGAUUCUAAGGUAUAAGCAGUUGUCUGGAACCCUAUCUCCUCAUGUCGGAAAUCUAAGCUUCAUGAGGUUCAUCCAACUUGCGGAGAAUCAAUUCCAUGGUGAGAUUCCCCAAGAAUUCAGUCGCCUCAAAAGGCUAAGAGUCUUGAACCUGUCAAGUAAUGCACUCGGUGGAAAAAUCCCAGAAAAUCUGAGCUACUGUGCAGAGAUGAUAACUAUUGACCUAACCAGUAACAAGCUAGAAAGGAAGAUUCCAAUUGAUCAGCUAAGCAAUUUGAAGAGGCUUGAAAAUUUUUAUCUUCGCACAAACAAGUUGACAGGAGAGAUUCCCUCUUCCACUGGGAACUUAUCAUCAUUGAUCCGAAUCAGUCUCGACUUCAACAAUCUAGAGGGAAAUUUGCCCAUGGAGAUGGGGCUCUUGAAAAGGUUAUCUAUAUUUUCAGCAUCAGAAAAUAAACUAUCUGGUAUAAUCCCUGCCUCCAUCUUUAAUAGUUUAGCCAUUACUGUCAUUUCAGUGGCCGACAAUUCCUUUCAUGGCAAUCUCCCAACCAACAUAGGUCUCACCCUACCAAAUCUACAAGUGUUGUAUGUUGGGGGGAACAACUUGUAUGCAAACUUUCCAACUUCAAUCACUAAUGCUUCUGGGCUUGAGAUACUUGAUCUUCCCUAUAAUAAGUUCGCAGGCCAAAUUCCAACUAAUUUAGAAGAUCUGAUACAACUCAAAAGAGCUAAUCUUAAUCACAAUCUCUUCGGCAAUAAUUCUAUAGGAGAUUUGGAUUUUAUUGCAUCACUGACCAACUGCAGUAAUCUAAGAAUUCUUUCCUUGAGUGCCAAUACAUUUGGAGGUAAUGGACCUAAAAUCAUGGCCAAUUUCUCAAAUCAACUCACUGAAUUGUUCGUGGGAGGAAACCAACUGUCAGGAACCAUUCCACAAGGAUUUGGAAACUUUGUCAACCUAAUUCAACUUGGCCUUGAAUUGAACUCUUUUUCAGGGAUUAUUCCAAGAGAUUUUGGCAAGUUACCAAAUUUGCAAGGAUUACGUCUGGACCAUAAUGACUUGUCAGGACAGAUAGUCUUUGCCCUAUGCAACAACACCAAUCUAUACUAUCUAGACUUAUCAUUUAACCAGUUUGAAGGGGGCAAUAUAUUUGACAAUGUUCUUAUGAACUGUGAAAAUUCGUUUAGUGGUUCUCUGCCUGCUGAAGUUGGAAAGCUUAUACAUUUGGUGGAUUUCAAUGUUUCCCACAAUCAAUUUGCUGGAGAUAUACCCAUCUCACUUGCUAAUUGUUCACAUCUGGAGAAUCUUUUUAUGCAGGCCAAUUUUUUCAAAGGAACAUUUCCACCAAAUUUGGCUUCUUGGAAGAGCAUCCAGCAAGUAGACCUUUCAAGUAAUAAUUUGAUUGGACAAAUACCAAAAGAACUUGAGAUGCUUCAAUAUUUGAGGUACUUAAACCUUUCCUACAACAACAUCGAAGGCGAGAUACCAAACAUAGGAAUUUUCAGCAAUGCAAGUCAAAUAUCAUUGAUUGGCAACAACAAACUCUGUGGAGGCAUUCCAGAAUUGGAGCUCCCACCUUGCCCAGUGAUUAAGGGGAAAAACAAAGGAAAGCUGAAGGAUGUCAUAUUGAUGUCCAUUGUUUUACCGGCAAUGUUGAUUUGUCAAAGCCACAAGCUUUGA